This is a messenger RNA of Caenorhabditis angaria, 2787 nucleotides long. The record is from the annotation of a GenBank genome assembly. Lineage: Eukaryota; Metazoa; Nematoda; Chromadorea; Rhabditida; Rhabditidae.
AUGGAAAAUCUUGAGAGAACCUUGAACAAUAUCACCAUAGACGAUGGUCCUUGGCGACAACACGAUCAAACACAACCCGUUUGGGGAAAUGGAGGUGUACAGCCGGGACGUGUUUGGGGACACGUUCCUGUACAGUUCCAAGCACGUAGCCCUUGGCAAGAACAACCGGAAAUUGGUGAGUAUUUUUAAUAAAAGGAUUGCUACUCUAGAUUUCUCUCUACAAUUUUUUUUAUGAAUCUUUGGAAAGUCGGGACUUCGAUGUUUUUCAAAAUACUUCAUUGUCGGAAUCUUCCAAUUUGUGUUUUAGUCCAACCUAUUUGAUAAUAAGAGCAACGAUUUUUAAUUUAGUCCUGUUAAUUCAAGAUAAUUUUUUUAUUUUUGGCGGAAAACCAUAUAAAAGUAGAAGCCCUAAAGCUAUUAUCAGGUCUCAUUACAAUAGUAAACUUGUUCCCAUCUCUAUUACAAUUGAAUUCAGAAUAUAAUAAAACUUUUUCCAGUUCCUGAAGCAGGAAUGAAUGAAGCUCUUGGUCUAUCUAGCGGAGCAUCAAGCCAAUGGGGAGGUCCAAGCGAUUUUGACAAACAGAUCUGGUCCGAUCCAUUGAAUGAGCAACAAGCUUACCCACCACAUGGAAGUGAGUUUAAUCUACAAUCUUUCUCUAGAAAAACUCUCUAACUUCAUAAUUGUUCAGUUUCUGGAGGUAUGAAUGGACUUGGAGGAGCACCUGAAUGGUCAACUGGCGGAUCACAACCACCAGUUUGGAGCGAUGGAAGUAUGAAUAAAGAGUCGGAUCAAUUUUGGAAACAGCAACAACAAUCACAAACACACUGGGGUGCCCCGCCGAUGGGUGGCGGUUGGCCACCACGUGGUUUGAAUCACCCAAACGGACCACCACCUCCGCAAACUCCAGGUUAGUUGGAUUGGGUUUGAACUCUGACUCGGACUGGGUGUUGAAAUAGUUCUGAAAAACUAGAGAUAUAAUUCUGAACAGAGAUAAUUGAACUACAUUUGUGGAUUGUUUGAAAUCAGCUUUUGGAUGAUUUGAAAUCAACUAACUUGUAAUAAAGUGCAAAAGAUCAAAAUGUACUUUACAGAUUUCUCGGGCGGAUGGUCAAACGGUUCCCGUCAAAAACAACAACCAAUGAACAUGUCGUGGAACAACGAGCAGAAUCGCGGCGGUCCAAUGGGUAUGAACUCUCGCGGUGGACUCGGCGGUCGUCCUCAACAACAACCACCACACAAUCAAGGCCGUUAUCCAGGAGGUAUGGCCGGAGUCGAUGUGUCGGUUCCGCCACCAAUGGAUAUGGGAGGACCGAUGGGCGGUAUGCGACAAAUGGGUGGACCGAUGGGAGGCGGCGGACAAAUGUGGAACAAGUCGGCGGGAAAUGCCGGAGGUCAAGGAGCGCAAAGCGGCGGACGCCAUCAGUAUCAGGUUGGUUUUCGUUUACUAAAAGGGGGAAAUAAAAUUGAUAUUCUUUUUUUUAGCAAAGAGGAGGAAUGAAUCACGGAAAUCAAGGAGGCGGUGGGAACAUGUGGAACGGAGGGAAUCAAGGAGACAACUUUAACUAUGCUUUCCCAAGUACCGAUCCAUCACCAGAUGAUUUCACAUUGACAGUUUGGCAUGAUCCAAAUGGAGAGUUGAAGAAGUGGCAACGCGAUACUGGUGUUUCACUCUGGGGUGAUCCGGAAGAACAAGGUAAACUUGAAACAUUCAGUGAGAAAAGUGGCUUUUAGAAAUAUUCAACUUUUAGAAAUAUUAAGCUUCCCCUCGUAAAAUUAAUACCCCUUCCCUUCACCAGUUUGUCUGGCUUAAUUUUAUUGUCACUUCACUUGAAAAGAGUUUCAUGAGAAGUCUAGUUUAGGAAAUUGUUUUAUUUCCUGCAAAGAUCCAAAACCAAGCCAAACCUUCACACGAAGUUCAUCCUCAAUUUUCCAGACAACCGAAAAAUUCGAUACUGGACCGUUCCGGAAGGCGAAGAAGAAGAUCUCGAAACCGCAUUGGCUAGAUGUCCAGUUCCACAGAAAAAAGUUGGAAAAAUCGACGCGGAUGGAACUCGUGUACCUUUCCCAGUUGCCAAUCGACGUUUUGUAAUCGUGACUGGCUGGGGAGAUUUACCAGAAAAUGAUCCAAACAACCCACAAAAGAAUGACGAAAACAGCCCAUGGCCAGAUCUUCCAACUGCCGAAAAUCCAUGGUAUCAACCGAAUCGAGCAAACGCUCAAUUCAACAGCGAUUUGACUGGAUCCUGGGUUCAAGGUGGAACGAUUUCAUUAGAUGAGCCACCAUUGUCUGAGAGCUAUACACAAUUAGCACUCGCUGAAAUGCUCAAAUAUGCUGUUGAUCAAGGAUAUUUAGAUAUAAGUGUGACAAUGUCGCAAAAUUUGCCACCAUCUAUUUUGAAAAAUGUUAAUGCAUUGCUCUUAAAAAUUCCGGCUUUGGAAAGUGUGGAAAGUGAGCUCAAACAAUUGGUUGAUAGUGUGAGACCGGCUGGAGAAGAGGAUAAGCAGAAUCCACAAAGAUUCAUGAACGAUGUUCAAAAGGUGAGUUGGUUUGGAAAGAUGAAAGAGUUUGGAACAAGUUAGAUAUAAUUUUGUUGACCAAAAAAUAAUCAAAAUUCUUAUAGGUUGAACAUAAUAGAUUGAUCAUCAAUGUAACUACGGCUAAAAUUGAGGUUCAAGAUUUAUCGAAAAAAAUUCAACGUGCUUUAAUUGAAGCGGGUAUAAUCAAUCCACAAGACAGGAACGUUGCCACAAAAUCGGAAGACUAUCAUUAUUCAUUCCUCGAAUGA